Messenger RNA from Solea solea (common sole), 3513 nucleotides. RefSeq names its product transporter associated with antigen processing, subunit type t, teleost specific (gene tap2t). The record is from RefSeq and is a predicted model, not a curated record. Bases 321 to 2456 code for a protein of 711 amino acids. Gene Ontology annotation, biological process: transmembrane transport. Gene Ontology annotation, cellular component: membrane. Gene Ontology annotation, molecular function: ABC-type oligopeptide transporter activity; ATP binding; ATP hydrolysis activity. The transcript has 12 exons. Lineage: Eukaryota; Metazoa; Chordata; Actinopteri; Pleuronectiformes; Soleidae.
AUCCAUGGAAAAAAGACAACACCGCCAUCUUGUGGCUACACUGUAAACUGACGGGCAGUAAUUCAGUUUGUUGCGUCUUUAAAGCUCUACUUUUCCUGCGAAAUGUAUAUAAAACUAAAAAGCGAACCUGGACUUUGGUCAGUGGUCGAUAUGUCGAGUGUUAUUUUUGCUUUUGUUCCCGCCAUGAAUCACCGUUCAUACGCCACCCCAGUCAAAAAGAAAGUGAAAGUGAAUGACGGAGCAGUUGGUAGCUAAGUCGAGGACGGAAAACACCAGGAUCAGAUUCAGCCCCCAGCAGGUUGACCAUCCACCAAAGUAAAAUGAGAGAAGUGGCAGCAAGUGGAUUUUUCAUUAUUCUUUUUGAUGCAAUGCUGACUUUGGCACUAUGGGCCGGACUGGUGGCGCUGCAGUGGUCCAUUUGUGAUCAGCUGGCACUAUUUUGGGCUUUUGGUGUGCUAAAGUGGGCUACUCUCCAUGUCUUCACCUCCAUGCUGGCUGAUGGAAAGCCCCAGCCUGUGCUCUGCAGGUUUGUCGCACUCCUCUGCCUCCUUUCUCCUGUUCUUGAGAGUGGACGGAUCUUUCUGGCAGGUCCUGCAGAGGCUUAUAUGGGACCAUCUCCUGACCUCAGCAUGCUGCUCUUGGGCCCGAUGUGCUCGUCACUGGCCUGUGUAAUUUGGGAAAAGGGUCUCUGUGCUGAUGGGAAGAGAAAAGGUGUCAACAAAGUUAACGCCAGAGAGCUGCUGAUGAGAGUGCUGCAAUACUUCAGACCGGACACCUUUUAUCUGAUUCUAGCAUUUGUGUUCCUCAUCUUUGGAGUUAUCUGUGAAACAUUUAUCCCAUUUUAUCAAGGAAAGGUAAUUGAUAUGCUUCGGGGUCAAGAGCUUCACUCUAGCUUCUAUUAUACCAUUGGGCAGCUGGCACUUCUCUGUCUUGGAAGUGCUUUGUUUUCUGGCAUGAGAGGAGGGAUAUUUAUGUUCAGCCUGGCCAGACUGAACAAGAGACUGAAGCAUCUGCUGUUUGGCACCAUCCUGCAGCAGGAGGUGCCCUUCUUUGAUGAGAACAAAUCUGGACAUCUUUCCUCGCGCCUGCAUUCUGAUGUGGACCGGAUGGGCCGCACAGUGGCACUAAACGCCAACGUGCUGGUUCGCAGCACAUUUAAGACUUGCCUCAUGCUCAUAUUGAUGUUAGACCUGUCCUGGGAGCUCACCGUGUUCACCUGCAUAGAGAUGCCACUCUUGGCCGUUCUACAGAACAAAUACAUUACCUUGUCCAAGGAGCUGAAGGACCAGAUGCAGGAAUGUCAAGCUCAGAACAAGGACCUGGUUUUCCAGACGAUCAGCGGGAUUCGUACAGUCCGCAGCUUUAACGCAGAAAAAGAUGAAAUGAAGAGCUAUAACAAGGCUCUCGGCAAGAUGCGUGCUGUCAAGACACGUUCACGGAUCUAUAGUGUAAUCUUUCUCAUUAUACGGAGGAUGGUGAGUCUGGUGAUAAUGAUACUGAUGCUGAUACAAGCCCGCAAUCUCAUUUCCUCAGGCCGACUCAGCAUUGGAAAUCUGGUGUCUUUUUUCUUAUACCAGAAACCGAUGUCAACCAAUUUGAGGGAGAUUUUGUAUGCCUGCGGAGAAACAUUGUCCACAGUUGGAGUCAUUUCCAAAGUGUUCAGCUAUCUUGACAGAACACCAAAGUGUAAGAAGGCGGGGGAGUUGGCUCCUGAGAAGCUGCAAGGAAGAGUUGUUUUCCAAAAUGUCACCUUCUCCUAUCCCUCAGCUCAAGAUACAGUAGUUCUGAAGUCAGUUUCAAUGGAGCUGCAGCCAGGAAAGAUAACAGCUUUGGUCGGUCCCAGCGGCAGUGGAAAGACUACCUGUAUCCACCUCCUGAAGAGAUUGUAUGAAUCUGAGGAGGGACAAAUCCUGCUGGAUGGAGAACCGCUGCACCGUUAUCAACACCAUUACUUCCAUAAUAAGGUCGCCGUGGUAUCUCAGUCUCCUUUGCUGUUUUCUGGUUCGGUGAGGUACAACAUUGACUACGGCCUGAAGGACUGUAGCAUUGAGAAAGUGAAAGACGCUGCGAAGAAGGCCAACGCACAUGACUUCAUAUCUGGACUGGAAAAUGAAUAUGACACAGAGGUUGGAGAGUGUGGCAGCAAACUUGCAGAUGGACUGAAACAGUGCAUCGCCAUUAGCAGAGCUCUGGUUCGAGAUCCGCAGGUUCUCAUACUGGAUGAAGCUACCAGCAAACUCGAUAUUGAAGCACAGCAUGCUGUUUUGCAGGAGAUUCUGUCUUGUGGUUGGACAGUCCUGAUCGUGGCUCAUCAGCUGAAGACUGUGGAGAAGGCUCAUCACAUCAUCUUCAUGGAGAAAGGAACCAUUAUGGAAGAGGGAACAGAUGAGCAGCUCAUGGCCAAGCGAGGAUUGUACUAUCGUUUGAAAGAGGAGAUGUUCUCUGACCACAUCUGACAGAGAUUCAGUGCUGUUCUUUCACUGUUUUGUACAAAUGAACAAAUGUAAACGGUCUGUAUUUAUGAAGUGCUUUUUGUGUUUGUGCUUUAUGCUACAGUUUUGCCAUUCACCCAUUUGAGCAUCAUGGGGUCAAGUGCCUUGCCCAAGGACACAUCAGUAUGCAGAUUAGAUUUAGUUGAUGUAGAAUAGUCGGAAUUGAACCGGCUACCUUUGAGUUGGAAGACAAACGGUCUCUACCACUGAGCUCCCGUCACCACGUCGUCUGCUUGUUUCUUUGUGCACAAGAGUAUGAUGACAGAGAAAGUGACGUCAAUGAUAUUUGGAUGUUUUUACACGAAUUCCUGUGAGUUGAAUGUAGAUUAUUCUACAUUUUGUCUGAAAUGUUUUAGAUAAUAUGGCAAAAAUUAGGACCUAAAUCCAUGAUUUAACGCAUGUGUAACAGCAGCAAAGUGCCAACGGCGCUCAGAUGUGCAUUUGCAUAGCCAGCAUAAUGGGACCUCAACGGGAAAAAGAAAGGGGAACAUUUUGUUUGUUCAUUAUUGUUUAUGUGUUUAUUCAUUAGGGUUUUAUUUUUUCACAUUAUCAGACAAAUAUCUAAUCAUGAUGUUUAAAAUGUAUAAACUGGUAAGUGUAAUUCUAAUGGGUUGUUGUUUUUGUCUAUGAACACAUGUGUGCAGCACUUUUUCUUUCAUCAUUGUAUUUUAACACUCUUGUUUUACGCUUGUAUUUGACUGUCUUUAUUCAUCUUGUAAGAGGAACAGACAGCACAGCACAAACACUGCAGUCGGUCAGACAGAGUCUGGGAAUCUAGGGAUACCAGGCACACAGACAGACAAUAGAACCUUGAGAGGUAAAGUCAAUGCAUAUUAAAAGGCUAUGUGAAUAAAUUAACUAAUGCAUCAAUUUAUACUGCAAUUUUCCCAUUACAAUUACCAUAAUACAAUACACAACACUUGUUCCACAGCUGACUUUGAUAAGUGUGACUUUGGUCAGUGGAGGUGCAAAUCCUCACGUUCAUUAAAAACUGAUGGUUUCCAUAUGUAAAGACACAAAA